This is a messenger RNA of Schistosoma bovis, 839 nucleotides long. Lineage: Eukaryota; Metazoa; Platyhelminthes; Trematoda; Strigeidida; Schistosomatidae. The record is from the annotation of a GenBank genome assembly.
GUCGCUGACCCCCGCGUACUCUGAGAUCUUGCACGCAAUAUUUUUUCCAGUGUCAGGAUGCAGAUUUUCGUGAAGACACUUACGGGAAAAACUAUAACCCUAGAAGUUGAGCCUGCUGAUACAAUAGAAGCAGUUAAGGCGAAAAUUCAAGAUAAAGAAGGCAUCCCACCAGACCAACAACGUCUAAUUUUUGCUGGCAAACAACUGGAAGAUGGACGAACUCUUUCCGACUAUAAUAUACAGAAGGAAUCAACACUUCAUCUUGUCCUCCGUCUUCGUGGUGGUAUAAUAGAGCCUACCUUGAAGGCAUUAGCUCAAAAGUAUAACUGUGAAAAGAUGAUCUGUCGAAAAUGUUACGCACGCUUGCAUCCGAAGGCCACUAAUUGCCGCAAAAGAAAGUGUGGACACACAAGUAAUCGAAUAAAUUUUUCUCGGAGUUUGCUUUCUCAUUUCUUAAAGUCAGACUGUCUGUAUUGGCUGUUAUUGUGGAUAAGUGCAUUUAUGCUGCAAUUGUUAUAAGUACUUGAGAUAAGCAACCCUAUUUAGAAGGUAUGGGAGUCAAAACCUCUUAGUUGUAUUUAAGAUAGGGUGGAUGUCGUAAUGUCAACUUUAAUCCGUUGUGGGCGUUUCAUUUCUAGAUAUUUAGUCCGUGCCUUAGUUGGGGUUUAUUGUCUUAUGUCUUUGUGGAGGGUUGGUUUGGGAUUGUGUUGUUACCAUUUACCCGUAGUGUUUUUCAGAAAUUACAUCGCACACAGCUUUCAGGAACACUGUGCCGGCAUGUGCCGCAAGUUACCGUUUGAACUAUUUUUCUUGCUUUAAUGAAUAGUAAUAUUUGCAAA